Neltuma alba is the source of this 1320-nucleotide messenger RNA. Its product is annotated as probable WRKY transcription factor 70. The transcript has 3 exons. The record is from RefSeq and is a predicted model, not a curated record. NCBI's taxonomy places the organism in Eukaryota, Viridiplantae, Streptophyta, Magnoliopsida, Fabales, Fabaceae. The coding region runs from base 157 to 1086 and encodes 309 amino acids. Gene Ontology annotation, molecular function: sequence-specific DNA binding; DNA-binding transcription factor activity. Gene Ontology annotation, biological process: regulation of DNA-templated transcription.
GUCCAUUAUCUCCUUCCUCACUUCUUUUCUUCUCUCACGUCUCAUCUCAUCGCUCCCCUCAAUCAUCCCCCCUUCCUCAAACUUACCAUCAACUUUCCCCACAAAUCCUCACAGAUCCUUCACCUACGUUCUUUUCCGCCAUUUUUGACCAGAUAUAUGGCCACUGUUUCCCAAGAAAGUAGCUUGCUCUCGCCCAAGAAGGAGAAGAUAGAUGUCAUCGAAGGGCUCGUCCAGGGUUACCAGUCUGCUUCCCAGCUUAAGUUUCUGCUUCAGAAGCCUUUCGAUGCUGAUGGGACUCUUUCUGCUCAUGAACAUUUGGCCAUAGUUCUUAGAUCUUUCACCCACUCUCUUUCUCUUCUCACUUCUUCGUCCUCUGACGUCGAGGUUGCUCAGAAUCUGGUGGUUUCCGGUGAGAAUGAGCCGCCGGCCGCUGACAAUUGCCUUGACCGGAAGUCAUCCGAUGCGAGCGAGAAUAGAGGGAGAUCGGCGCCGGCCACCAAGAGCCGGAGGGGUUGCUACAAAAGAAGGAGGACUGAGCAAACGCGGACCGUAUUAUCUUCCACUGCGGAUGAUGAGCAUGCAUGGAGAAAGUACGGACAGAAGGAAAUCCUGAAUUUCAAAUUCCCCAGGAGCUACAUGAGGUGCACUCGCAAGUAUGAACAAGGUUGUCGGGCAGUCAAGCAGGUGCAGCGAAUCCAAGAGAAUCCUGAAAUGUACCAGAUCACGUACAUCGGAUAUCACACAUGUAAAGACAUCCUUAAGACACCCCAAGUGGUCACAGAAUCUGGUAAUUGGGAACCAUUCUUCGCAGAUUCAAAGAUUAUUCCAAACGAAGUAAUAAAGGUCCAUCCCAUAAAACAAGAGCAUCAUCAUCCCAGAGAGGAGACACCGAGUUAUCUCACCAACAGCGGCUUGGACGACCCCAUUUUGUGGUCGGACCUUAAGGAUCUGUCCGAGGCUGCCAUGGUGCCUUUGGGGUCGUCUGAUAAUGCAGAUACUGUGUAUUCAUGUUCUGGCUCUUUGGAUUUCGGGGUGGAAUAUGAUUCUGUUCGUUUUGCCUCUGAUGAUUUCCACUUCGAUGGAUAGAGAUCAUGGGAUUCAUCAUCAGUUCCUCCGUAACUCAUCAUAACUGAAGCAUCUCUCCAUAUAUAUAUAGUGAUAAUCUCUAGAUUUUGGUUUUUCGCAUUUUUUCAACAUUGUUGUACGUACAAUAUUUGAUCAUUAUUGUUCCUAGGGAGUUUCAUUAAUAAUCAAUCUGAUAUAUGUAACCUGUAAUAAUGUGUGUGAAUCUUGUGAUUAUUUAAUACUCCUCCGGUCAAA